Messenger RNA from Mercenaria mercenaria, 2669 nucleotides. Its product is annotated as mucin-5AC-like. NCBI's taxonomy places the organism in Eukaryota, Metazoa, Mollusca, Bivalvia, Venerida, Veneridae. The coding region runs from base 1 to 1134 and encodes 377 amino acids. The transcript is spliced from 3 exons. The record is from RefSeq and is a predicted model, not a curated record.
AUGGGUGCCUCUAGAAUUAUUUGUUGUCUUAUUUGCGAAGAAAGUCCAGAUAGCGCAAUAAGUCCAAGUCGUGAAGCAAGAUCAGGUAGUACAGUAAGUCCAAGAAGUGAAGCAAGAUCAGGUAGUGCACCGAGUCCAAGUAGCGCAGUAAGUCCAUAUAGCGCAGCAAGAACAAGAAGCACAGCAAGUCGAGUUAGCGCAAGUACAAAUUGCGCAGCAAGUCCAGAUAGCGCAAGUACAAGUUGCGUAGCAAGUCCAGAUAGCGAGACAAGUCCAAGUAGCACAGCAAGUCAAAGUAGCACAACAAGUCCAAGUAGCGUAGCAAGUCCAGAUAGCACACUAAGUCCAAUAAGCGCAGUUAGUCCAGAUAGCGCAGCAAGUACAAGUAGCGCAGCAAGUUCAGGUAGCACAACAAGUCCAUGUAGUGCAGCAAGUUCAGGUAGUGCAGCAUGUCCAGGUAGCGCAAGUACAAGUAGUGCAGCAAGUACAAAUAGCGCAGCAAGUCCAGGUAGCGCAAGUACAAGUAGUACAGCAAGUCCAGGUAGCGCAGCAAGUCCAGGUAACGCAGCAAGUUCAGAUGCUCAAGAAGUGCAGCAAGUCGAGGUAGCGCAGCAAGUCCAGGUAGCACAAGUCCAGGUAACGCAGCAAGUUCAGAUAGCACAACAAGUCCAAGAAGCGCAGCAAGUCCAGGCAGCGCAGCAUGUCCAGGUAGCCAAAGUACAAGUAGCGCAGCAAGACCAGGUAGCACAAGAUCAGGUAGCGCAGCAAGUUCAGAUAGCACAGCAAGUACAGGUAACGCAGCAAGUCCAGGUAGCGCAAGUACAAGUAGCGCAGCAAGUCCAUGUAGCACAACAAGUCCAAAAUAGCGCAGCAAGUCCAUUAACCGUAGCAAGUCCAUGUAUCGUAGCAAAUUCAGGAAGCGCAGAAACCCCAAGAAGUACAGCAAGUCCAGGUAGCGCAGCAAGUUCAGAUAGCACAUCAAGUCCAAUAAGCGCAGCAAGUACAGAUAACGCAGCAAGUCCAGGUAGCACAACAAGUCCAAGUAGUGCAGCAAGUCCAGGUAGCGCAGCAUAUCCAGGUAGCGCAAGUACAAGUAGCGCAGCAAGUCCAUGUAGAACAACAAGUCCAAAGUAGCGCAGCAAAUCAAGUAAGCGUAGCAAGUCUAUGUAUCGUACCAAAUUCAGGAAGCGCAGAAACCCCAAGAAGUGCAGCAAGUCCAGGUGGUGCAGCAAGUUCAUGCGUGGAUGACUUUACUAACCUUAAUUGAUUCAUCGAAAACCGAAGUGAUUGGCCAUAAACAAAGGCAAAUUAACAUUGUGAGAAGAUCUUUUUGACACCGGCUAAAACAGUCGUUCACGCUGAAUCAAGCACGUGACUUUACACGUUUUCUUCGACCUGAUAUUGAUAUUUUGUCAGUACAUUUCUAGAUUCAUGUCAUAUCAUUAUUUAUUAUACCAGAUUUAUAAUGUGCUCUAUUCAUGAUAAACGUGUUCAAAUUCGCUUUCUACUCCGGGCGCAAAAUUCAUCCUCUACUUGUAAAUGACCAGAGGGGCAGAGUAAGAGAAAGAUGGAUCCAUUAGAUACAGUCCUCUAACUCUGCAGAUAUACAGUCUGGUUCUUAUAACGUGCCCGGUGUAUAGCACCGAUACACGCGAAGCCGUCUUUCCUGUGAGGAACCAGUACUGGCCUCUUUAUUUUUCAAGUUUUCCAGUUAUAUAAUCCUUACCAAUGUUCCUGGAUGCCAAUAAAUGCCAAAUUCCCCACAUGAGUCGGGGACGGAGAGCGAAUGAUUUCAGGUCAGACUAAAUGCCUUGUAUCAUUUCGUCUCGGAGAACACAAGCCUCACCAGAGGAUCGAACUCAUGACACCGUGAUUCGCAGAUUUGUGCUCUCUCUCUCGAGCUCAGCGAGCGGGCUUAUAUGGGAAAUGUAGAUUGGUACUUACUGAUGAAUGUUUUUUAUUGAAAUAAUAAUGAACAUUUAAGUAUCAUUUCAACAGUUCCCUUAAUUGUCCAAAAAUAUUGAUAUUCCUAUAGCCCAAUUCAGCAUGAUAAAACACAGUGAAAUAACUAGAGCACUUUUCUGUACCUCUACGAUAAAACAAGUUAUAGAAUAUUUCUUAUCUCACGCCGAAGGCAGAGGGAUAUAGUUUUGGCGUCGUCCGUCUGGAGCUAUAAUAUCUAGGACGUUGAGUGGUAAAUUAAAAAAAAAAAAACUUCAUAUACAUAUUCACCACUACUGGAAAAUGCGGCCCGUCAAGUUUCAGUCAGAUUGCCCAUGUAACAUCAGAUUUAUUGCCCUUCGAAGUUUCUAGUGUUUGCUAUACAGGAUACGUUAAAUAUGGCAAUUUCUGCUUCAUAACUUGUGACAUAUUUGACCUAAAACUAUGAAACUUAAACUGAAUGUAGAUCACCAUAACUUGGUAAUGCACACACAACUUGGUCAUAAUCUCUUCAGUUACUUCAGAGUUAUUGCCCUUUAAUUGUUUAGAAAUCCACAUAUUUGUACAUAACAAACUAACCUUUUGGUAGAGAAUUUCAUUAAACUUAGUUAAUUUUUUUCCAUGAACGUUUAUUAUCAACAUGUGCAGUUAUGUACCCACACCCGGUCACCCCAUCGCCCUGGCUCUCCAUUUAUCAACAUGCAAAGUUGUACCUUCCCCCACCUCGC